GAGGGGGAGCCGAGGGUGAGACGAAGAGUUUUCGCCAAGAUCACAUCGCCAUUUAGUCGUUAGAUAACCGUUGUAGCUAUCAGUUUAGGAUACAGUCCUGCAGUUUGAAGCUUUUAUUAAAAUAUAUUCUAAAUAUUGGCAGCCUAACGGAUAUGUCUGAUAACAACAUAGUUGUCCUCCCCUAAAAUCAUAGUAAAGUAACUUGUCGCUUGAUUGACGGGUCCAUAUUAUUUGUAGGAUUUGUCUUCCUACUGGAGAAAGGACUGUAAAAAAAAAACACGAUCAGCGAAAAAUAAACGUGGAUGAAAGUGAAAUUUCAAGAAAGACUGUCGGGAGUUUCCGACGAGGUACAAGUGUGAAACACAAUAAAUAACUAAAGAAGAGAAGAAGAGACAGGAGUUGUGUGAUUUGCAUAGUCCAUAUUUUGUCUGAACGUUUUUGUUGACUUAAGGACGUGAACAACUGACGCCAUGACGACUGAAAUGCAGGAGAUCGCCAUUACGGAGGAGAAGCCUUUACUUCAGGGUCAGCCCGAUCCCGCAAAGGAUGCUGAGGCUGCAGCUCGAAUACUGUUGGACCAGGGCCAGGAACACAGUAUUGAGACACCUCAUGGUCUCCUCCACGUGACUCUCCAUGGAACCUCUAACACACGCCGUCCCGCCAUCCUCACCUUCCACGAUGUGGGCCUGGACAGUAAAAGCUGCUUCUCUCCUCUGUUUAAAUUUGAGGAGAUGCAGGAGAUAGUGAAAAACUUCACUCUGGUCCACAUUGACGCUCCUGGCCAAGAGGAGGGGGCUGCCUCCUAUCCUAUGGGAUACCAGUACCCGUCCAUGGAGCAAAUUGCAGAGAUGAUCCCUGCUGUGCUGACAUAUUUCAAUUUCCGUUCUGUCAUCGGAGUUGGAGUGGGAGCUGGGGCUUACAUUCUCUCCAGGUUCACAAUGGCCCACCCAGACUCAGUCGAAGGUCUCGUUCUCGUCAACAUUGACCCUCAGGCUAGAGGGUGGAUGGACUGGGCUGCCCAGAAGAUCACCACCCUGACAUCCUCCCUCACAGAGCAGAUCUUGAGUCAUCUCUUCAGUCAGGAGGAGAUGUCAGCUAACGCAGACCUGGUGAAGUCACACAGAGAUCGCAUCUCCAAAGCCCCCAACCUCAUCAACAUCGAGCUUUUCUGGAGGGGCUACAACAGCCGUAGGGAUCUGAUCAUUGACCGUACCAGCAACUUCAAGUGUCCUGUGAUGCUGGUGGUCGGGGAUCAGGCACCUUAUGAGGAGGCUGCUGUGGAGUGCAACAGCAAACUGGACCCAACAACAACCUCAUUCCUCAAGAUGGCAGAUGCUGGCGGUCUUCCCCAGCUUACCCAGCCCAGCAAAUUGACCGAGGCUUUCAAGUACUUCAUUCAGGGGAUGGGCUACAUGGCAUCGUCCGUCAUGACCCGUCUGUCUCGUUCACGCACCACCUCGCUGUCUUCCUCUUACUCCAUGGAGGGGGAGCGCGAGCGUUCUCGUACCCUGUCUCAGAGCUCUCAGGGUGGGCAGAUGCCCCCCAGCCCCUCCCAUACCAUGGAGGUGUCCUGCUGAAGAAAGAGAGGGAGACAGAGAUUGAGAGUGUG
Molecule: messenger RNA, 1609 nt
Organism: Salvelinus namaycush (lake trout)
Lineage: Eukaryota; Metazoa; Chordata; Actinopteri; Salmoniformes; Salmonidae
Product: protein NDRG2-like
Exons: 16
Coding region: 471-1577 (368 amino acids)
Biological process (GO): signal transduction
Cellular component (GO): cytoplasm
Source: RefSeq, a predicted model, not a curated record